Tetrahymena thermophila SB210 is the source of this 5550-nucleotide messenger RNA. Its product is annotated as transmembrane protein, putative. NCBI's taxonomy places the organism in Eukaryota, Ciliophora, Oligohymenophorea, Hymenostomatida, Tetrahymenidae. The transcript is spliced from 22 exons. The record is from RefSeq and is a predicted model, not a curated record.
AUGAAAGUAAACAAGUAUUUUUGGAGAAUUUUGUUUUAACUAUUUCUAGCAACACAAUUAUUGUGUUUAUGUAGAGGAUAAGUUUGGUAAACUAUUUCUUAGUAUUUUUAUGAUAUCCCUAAGGCAGAUUAAGCUUCUUUUGACAGUGAUAGAGCUAAUUGGGAGUAGACAGGAGAUUAUGGCAAAUAAGUUUCAGGUUUUCCAGAUAAUGGAGUUUAUCUCUAUCUAGGACAGCUUAAAGUAUCAAACUCUGCCAUGCUCAGAGUGAAUAAUAUUAUUCCUCAUACUUAACUAUCAAUAACUUUUUUGUACUAAGCCUCAGGAGUUCCCUUUACUAUUAAUUUAUUUGUUACCACAGAUUCUACCGUUCAAAAUUUUAGUUUAACAUCUGUUAAUGGUAAUGACUAAGCUUUCAACAUAAAUACUGCACAAACUUAUCCUCAUACAGCAGAUCAUGUAGAAAUCUUAAUUACAGGUUCAGGCUAUUCUUCUGAUGCUUCUGUUGUAAAUAAUCAAUUAUUUUCAUUCAGAAGGUUUGUACUUAAAAUAAAUGUUUGUCAUCCCUCUUGUGCAUCUUGUAAUGGAAGCUUAAUAAAUAAUUGUUUAAGUUGUUAUUCUAAUUCGUUUUCAUUAUAAUCUGGUAUGUGCUUAUGUAGCUCAUCAUCUUACAUGAUUAUCAACAAUCCAUGUACAUCUAUACCUUGUUCUUCAUGCGCUCCUUGUCAUGCUAACUGUCUUACCUGCUUUCAAUCUGGUACUCAAGGCUGUCUUUCUUGCUCUCCAGAUAAAUAUUUUUACAACAACUAAUGCUUUAUUUAAUGUUAACCAGGAACAUAUUAAGACGAAUUAAAUAAAAUAUGUGGCGACUGUUUUCCUGGUUGUGCAACUUGCACUGGGCCUGGAAAUCAAUAAUGCCAAAGCUGUACUUAACCAGCGAGUGGCAAAGUAUAUUUGGAUGUAGAUUAAUGUGUAAAUACUUGCCCAAUUGGAAAAUAUCCAGACGAUGGUUAAUUAAAGUGUAUUAACUGUGAUUCAACUUGUUAUUAAUGCGAUAGUGGUUCACCUACAAGUUGUACAGAUUGUAAAAACCCUUAUUUUUAUUUGAUCGCAUCAAAAACAUGUGUUAAAAUUUGCCCAGAUUAAUUUUACGCCAACACUGCUAACUAAUAAUGCAAUAAUUGCGACUAACAUUGCGGAAAUUGUGUUAACAGUCCUACAAACUGUACCUCUUGUGGCCCAACUGUAGUUAAUAAUCAAUAAUAUUUGCAAGGGAAUGUAUGUGUUUAAGCAGCAUAAUGUAAUACUUCAACUUUUGCAGACAAUGUUUCGUUUACUUGUAAACCAUGCCAUCCUUCUUGCUAUAACUGUAGUGGAUCAUUAAUUGAUUAGUGCACUUAAUGUGACAUUUCAAAGAAUAAUUAUCUAUAGGAUGGAAAAACUUGUGUUUAAACUUGCAAACCUGGUACUUAUAAAGAUAAUUCUACACCUGCAAAUCCUGUAUGUUCUCUGUGCGACGGAUCUUGUUUAACAUGUUCCACAUCUGGCCCUACUAAUUGCUUAUCUUGUCCUCCUAGCAAUUACUUGCAAUACAUUCCUAUAUCUGGGCCUACAGGAAAAUGCGUUAUAUAAUGUGAUAGCCAUUAUUAUCAUGAUAGUAACUCUAUAUGUUAGUAAUGCCAUACUACAUGCGGAGAAUGUACUGGUAAUUUAUUAAAUUAAUGUAAAACAUGUACAGGAAUGAAUAACUUAACAAAUUAAAAUACUUGCGUGAUAACUUGUCCAGAUGGAUUUUACGGAGACUCAAAUAUAUGUAAAAGCUGUAAUUUAACUAAUUGCAAAACAUGUAUAACUUCUGAUUCUAACUGUACCUCAUGUAAUAAUUCUUUGUAUUUGAAUGACAAUACUUGUGUAGCAAGCUGUCCUCCUGAUAGAUACACUUCUAACACUGAUAUGAAAUGCUAUAAGUGUUUUGCAAAUUGUUUGACAUGUUCUGGAAUAGCAUAUAAUUAAUGCAUAACAUGCUAACCAACUAAAAAAUAUUUUGCUAAAAACUCCUUAGAUAAUUACGGUUAGUGUACUGAUGAUUGCAGUACAUUGUCAUUAAUACGUUUUGAUGGGCCAAUAUAUUAGGACUCUAUCCCAUAGCAGUUUUUAUGUCUAGCAAUUUGCCCUCCUUAUUACUUUAAGGAUACUUCUAAUCCUAGUUCUCCAACUUGUACUAGAUGUGAUUCAACAUGUUUAAAUUGCUCUGAUACAACAAAAACUGGAUGUACUAAAUGUUAUAGCCCAUUAUAUUUGCUAAAUGGCUCGUGUGAUUUUUGCCCGAAUGGUAUGUACGGAACAGUAUAGCCAUCAGGUGAUAGAGUAUGCUAGUCUUGUAAUACGAAAUGUUAAGCAUGCUUUGGACCUGCUAUUGAUAAUUGUACUUCGUGUCCAGCAAAACAGUAUUUGACAGCUAGUAAUAGCUGUGUUACUGAUUGUCCAAGAAAUACUUACGCAUAUAAUAACAAAUGUAUUUAAACUUGCCCAAUAGGAUUAUAUGGACAAGAUUAUCCUAAAAGUAUAUGCACCAAUUGCGAUAAUAGUUGUGCAGUAUGUUUUAAUUAAGGAAACAAUAAUUGUAAUAGCUGUAAACCAAGUUUUUUUUUAUAUGGCACAAGUUGUUUAUCAACAUGCGUUGAUGGAACUUGGCCUAAUCCGGUUUCCUCGACAGUGCUUGAGCCAGUAUGCAGUCCUUGUGAUUCUUCAUGUUAAACAUGCGUAGGGCCAUAAACAACAGAUUGUACAUCUUGCAGAACAGGGAGGUAUUUAUUUAACAAUUAAUGUGUUUAGAAGUGUCCUGAUAGCUUAUUUGGGUAGUAAAAGAAUUCUUUGAAUAAAUGUGUUCCCAGUUGUGACUCUGAUUAAUUUUAAAAUGUCGUUUCAAACACUUGUUAAAUAUGUUCAUCCGAAUGCAAUGGAUGUGUAGGUCCUACUUUCAAAUUUUGUUUAACUUGUGCUACUGGCUUUAUUAGAUUUUAAGAUAUGUGUGUAUCAUCUUGUCCUGAUGGUUUUUGGAUGAAUAAUUAAACUAAAACAUGUGACCCCUGUUCCGAUUAAUGUAUUAAAUGCUAGUAAGAUCAAACCCACGUGUGCCUAAAAUGCUAAAUUGGUUAUUUCUUAUAUGAAGGAGCAUGUAUUUCUAAGUGUCCAGAUUUAUUAUAGCCAAACAUUGAAAAAUAAAUAUGCGAAGCUUGCCCAAAUAAAACAUACACACUCUACGAUUCAAAGAAACAAUAAAUUUAAUGCAUAAAUUGCCAUUAUAGCUGUUCUUCAUGUUAAGGCCCUAAUCAAAAUUAGUGUACUCUAUGUGAAGCAACAAGAGGGGAAACAGGUUCACUGCCAGAAUAAGGAUAUUGCUUUUGUUAAUCAAACUACAUUGAUAAGUUAGAAGAAACAUGCUAUUAAAAAGAUUAGGUAAUUAAUUUUGCUUAUGGUAGUUAAACGCUAAGCUUUUUUAUUUCUACAAUCGCUUCUGGAAUUGUAGGAAUUUUUGGAAAUCCUACUAUGCUAUUUUCAUUUAUUGAAGUAUGCUAAUAAUUGUCUUAUUUACAGUAUAUGAAUACUACUUAUCCUUACAGUUUUGAUGAUUUUAGUAGGAAAUUUUAUGGAUACAACAUAAAUAAUUUAAUUGUAAAUCCACUAAGCAAGGUUAAUCUUGGUGGCACUUAGUCAAGUCAAUCAAGUUAGUCUGGCUAGCGUACUUUGAUUUAAGAAAUUAUAGAUAUUAGUUAACAAAAUCAAAGCAACAAUGCUUAUCUCAAUGACUAAAAAGCAAGCGACAAAUUCUAUUUCAAUGAUAAAACUUCUUCAUUUUUGUUUAAUUCUUUCACAAUUUUGAUAAUAGUUGUAUUCUUUUGGUUAGUUGCACUAAUUUUUAGAUUCUGUAGAUAUGUUUACAGAAAAGUUCAUUACAAAUCAACUGAUGAUUAAAUUGCAAACAAAAAAAAAAAAUUUACUGUAGGAAAUAAGAUUUCAGCUGCACUUACUGUUGGUUUACCAUUCAUUAUUUUUUAAAUCACUUCUUUAGAAUUUAUUCUAUAUUCUCUGCUACAAUACUAAAAUAUGAAUGACAACACUCUUUUUAACUUUAUCUCCUUCUGUGUUUGCAUUGUUGGGACAAUAUACUUUUUGCUUAUGGUUUACUACAUCUACUAUGUACUUAAUAUAAUGAAAAAACAUAGAAAACAAAAUUAUUAUUCGAAAUGGUCUUUCCUAUGGCAUUAAGUAAGCUUUUAAGAAAGUAAAAUGAAAAGAAAUUUCUUUUUGCUACUCAUUUUAAAGAAAUUUUUCAUCUGUAUUUUUAUUGUGUUUCUACAAAUUAGAUUAGAGUUUUAAGUGUUAGGAAUAUUUGCUCUAAAUGCCUUAUAAACAGGCUAUAUGCUAUUUUUAAAUCCAUACUAAGAAAGAUUCUAUAGAUAUGUUUCAACUAUAACAUAUACUUUAAUGACUGCUAUUUAAGGAUGUAUACUUAUAUAUAGUCUCACUUUAAACACUAACACUUAAGUUAACAGUAUUAUAGCUGCUGAAAUUCUUAUAGCAGUGCUUAUGCUAUUUUUUUGUGGAGUAUGCAUAAUAGAGUUAUUUAGAAAUAUUCCCAUCAUAUUUAAGAUGAUAAAGAAAAUAUUCUAAAAUAAGAUAGAAAAUUAAGCUGACUAGUAAUAGAGAAUGAAAAAAGUAUAAAUGAAAGAUUACGAGAAAAGCUAUAAAAAUGAAUUAAUCUAAAAUUCUGUAGUUAAUCCUCUCGAAAAUGUAGGUAGUGAAGAUGAGGAAGUUGUUGAAGAAGAGUUAGGGCCGAAGCAUUUGAAAAAUUCAAGCGAAGAAGAUGAUGAAGACAAUGAAGAUGAUGACGAAAGUGAUGAUAGCAGUGAAAAUAAAAAUAAAGGAGAUAAAAGCGAAGAUGGUGAUGACGAAGAUGAAGAAGAAAGAAAUAAAAAGAAAUUUAACAGUUCCGACAUCCCUCUAACUUAAUUUAUGCUUAAUUAGAGGAGAUCGCUAUCAAGAAGUGGCAGCAUGCAAGCAGAUAGAUCAAGUUAGAUAUUGCAACAAUCAUCUAGUUUAGGAAAUUUUGGAUUAAAAAAUAAUGGAAAUAAUUAUUCAAUUAAAUUUAGACUUCCUCGUGCAGAAAGUUAGUUAGAGUAUUAAAUCACAAAUUAAAAGUUUACAGAAGUCCAAAAAAAUAUUAAUUAAAACCAAUCUUUAAAAGAUAAUACUAAAACCGAACUAUAACCUGAAAUAAACACUUUUGAAAGCAAAAAGAAACUGAAAAUGAAAGGCAUUAAACAAAGUGGAAACUUAAUUAACUCUUUAAAAGUUUUAUAACAAAGUGAUGGAUUCUUAAGAAAUAACUAAAUCUAAUAAUAAUAAUAGACACCAUAAAUUUAAAAUUCUUUGAAAAAGCUCCCAAAAGUUAAUGAAAAGAAAAAUAAAAUGCAAGGUCUUUUGAAAGGUUUAAACUUAGGCUAAGAUAAGAAGAAAUCAAAUGAGUAUGAUGAAACACCUAUGUUUUGA